AUGGAAGUCCAUAGAAGUUCUUUGAAGUUAGUGAGAAGUCUUGAAAGUCAGGAGGAAGUCCAUACAAGUCAUGAUGAAGUCAAUGGAAGUCAUACGAAGUCCAUGGAAGUCAGGGUGAAGUCCAUGGAAGUCAUGAUGAAGCGGAAAGCGGACGAGGUCCACAUCCUAGAGGAAACCAUCCGAGCCCGCAACGAACAACAAAAAAAGGCGGGAGUGGAACUUGACGCCACAUGCCACAUAUGCCUCAAGACCAAGUUCGCCGACGGGGUGGGCCACAUUUGUAACUAUUGUUCUAUCAGAUGUUGCGCCAGAUGCGGCGGAAAAGUUACGCUCAGAUCGAAUAAGACGGUCUGGAUAUGCAUCCUCUGUCGAAAAAAACAAGAACUGCUGAGCAAAACGGGUCAAUGGAUGUUCGGCAGUCCUAACGCCGAGCUGGACAUCCCCCAAACACAACAAGCGCCAUCCGAUAAGCGGCCGAAACUGGAGAGAGCGCACUCGGCCGCCGAAAAGGAGAACCUACCUCUCCAGAGGUCAGGCAGCGUGUUACGGAGGCAGUACUCGGAGCAGGAACCUCGGGCGCCCUCUUGCGAACGGUACCAGCAGUUCAACGAGGAAGACCCGAGGUUCUAUCAAGGAGAGUUGGAAGGACUGAUGAGAACGCACCCGCAUCUUGUACCAAGGAGGUACCCAGAACCUGAAACGGAACCCAUUCAAAUGGACCAUUCACAGCAACGGGUCCAACCCAUGGCUAGCUCUAAUAAGAAACACAAGCGAAGCGGAUCCACGAAAAAGCACCAACAACACCCCCCGCCCCAAGUCCAACUUCACAACUACUCCAGUUCCGAAGAGGAUCUAAAAUCCACUCCGGAAUACGGUAGCGACGAAAGAGAUAGCGAAAAAGGUAAGCGAUAG
This is a messenger RNA of Psylliodes chrysocephalus, 912 nucleotides long. Lineage: Eukaryota; Metazoa; Arthropoda; Insecta; Coleoptera; Chrysomelidae. The record is from the annotation of a GenBank genome assembly.